UCUUGAACCGGCUUCAACAUUUAAUUUGAUGCCCUCGACUUGCUCACGAUAGCUGGUGCUGUCGCAUACUCUCAGAUACUCACUCGAAGACUUCCUCGCCUCUCAGGCGCAUUAAUACAACUCUCAUGGCCCGACCCAUGGGGGCGGUUCGUCUCAAGAAGACGAAUCCCUUGACCCUCGCGCUCGGAGCGAUUCUGUGCAUCUUCAUCAUCGUCUUCCUCGUCUCUCCGUCGGGAAAAUCCGUCACCGCUCGCCGAUUCGAGUCCAUAACAGCAGAGCAUCAUCUCUCGCCGCCGACCUCACCGUACCGAAAGUCAAAAUCCCGAUCUGGCGUACCGCUCAAGCCACCACCCGUUGUGCACUACAACCUUAACAAUGUCACGAUUACGACCUCGCCCAUCGCGAACCGAGAAAAUGUCCUCAUUCUGACCCCAAUGUCUCGGUUCUAUCCUGGCUACUGGGACAAUCUUUUGCGCUUGACUUAUCCCCAUGAACUUAUCACCUUGGGUUUUAUCCUUCCCAAGACUAAGGAGGGCAAUCAAGCUACCACCGAACUCCAAGAACACAUCCACAAGACGCAGAAGCAUGGUCGCGAGGGCGACAAAUUCAAGAGCAUUAUCAUUCUACGUCAAGAUUUUGAUCCUGCUAUUGUGUCGCAGGAUGAAGCCGAGCGCCACAAGCUAAAAAAUCAGAAGGCCCGUCGCGAGGUUAUGUCAAAGGCCCGAAAUUCCCUAUUGUUCACAACUCUCGGCCCCGAUACCUCCUGGGUCCUGUGGCUAGAUGCCGACAUUAUUGAGACCCCUACAACCCUGAUCCAGGAUCUCGCCUCCUUUGAUAAGCCUCUCAUUGUCCCAAACUGCUUCCAGCGAUAUUACGACGAGGAACAUAAGCAAAUGGCAGAGCGGCCAUACGAUUUCAACAGCUGGCAAGAUAGCGAGACAGCGCUGGCGCUCGCUGCCAAGAUGGGUCCUGAUGAAAUUCUUCUCGAGGGCUACGCUGAAAUGCCUACAUAUCGAAUGCUCAUGGCAUACCUAGCUGUUGAAGGUGGUGACCGUAAUCUGGUCAUUCCCCUUGACGGAGUUGGAGGUACUGCCCUCCUAGUCAAGGCAGAUGUGCAUCGCGAUGGUGCCAUGUUCCCCCCCUUCCCCUUCUAUCAUCUUAUUGAGACCGAGGGAUUCGCCAAAAUGGCUAAGCGAUUAGGCUGGCAACCAUAUGGCCUUCCCAAUUACAAGGUCUAUCACUAUAAUGAGUAACAUUGCCACGCUUGCAUAUGGGCAACAUGAUCUAACUCCUUUUGCGGCCCCUGUCUUCUGAUUCUUAUGCCAAGAAAACAAGCAAGCUGCCCUGGGAUUAGGUCAAUCAAUAGUUGCUUAAUAGCUAUUAUUGGGCAAUUCAUGAUUCAAUUUGGGCGGGUACAGGUCAUGGCGUUUAGUAGUGCAUCCUCUGAACAAUUUUUUUUCAAAACAGAGAGGGGAAUGGAAGCCUCGUUGCAAAAAGCGCGAUAGCUUCAGGGAAGCUAUGAUGCCUUGUUAAAGAUAAGCAUAUUGUAUUGGUUUACAAAUUUCUGUAAGAACAUUCGAGCAUUCAGUACGAAAGUGGAGGAAGAAUCAUGGAAUAGAUCGGCAUCUGCGUGUGUUAUGCUGUUCAAUACAAGUUUUGAGGUCAUU
This is a messenger RNA of Fusarium redolens, 1667 nucleotides long. Its product is annotated as Anp1-domain-containing protein. Gene Ontology annotation, cellular component: mannan polymerase complex. Gene Ontology annotation, molecular function: alpha-1,6-mannosyltransferase activity. The record is from RefSeq and is a predicted model, not a curated record. The transcript is spliced from 2 exons. Gene Ontology annotation, biological process: protein N-linked glycosylation; cell wall mannoprotein biosynthetic process. Lineage: Eukaryota; Fungi; Ascomycota; Sordariomycetes; Hypocreales; Nectriaceae. Bases 126 to 1253 code for a protein of 375 amino acids.